Messenger RNA from Budorcas taxicolor (takin), 1504 nucleotides. RefSeq names its product Bet1 golgi vesicular membrane trafficking protein like (gene BET1L). Gene Ontology annotation, biological process: retrograde transport, endosome to Golgi; regulation of retrograde vesicle-mediated transport, Golgi to ER. Gene Ontology annotation, cellular component: SNARE complex; Golgi trans cisterna. Bases 86 to 421 code for a protein of 111 amino acids. Gene Ontology annotation, molecular function: SNAP receptor activity. Lineage: Eukaryota; Metazoa; Chordata; Mammalia; Artiodactyla; Bovidae. The transcript has 4 exons. The record is from RefSeq and is a predicted model, not a curated record.
GCCGGAAGCCGCUUCCGGCGACUGCGCCACGUCCGAGGAGGCUGUAAUCGAGCGGUGACGGACCCUGGGGUCGGAGCUGGACGCGAUGGCGGACUGGGCUCGGGCUCAGAGCCCUGGUGCUGUGGAGGAGAUUCUAGACCGAGAAAACAAGCGGAUGGCUGACAGCUUGGCCUCCAAGGUCACCAGGCUCAAAUCGCUGGCUCUGGACAUCGAUAGGGAUGCGGAGGACCAGAACCGGUACCUGGACGGCAUGGGCUCAGAUUUCACAAGUAUGACGGGUCUACUCACAGGGAGUGUGAAGCGGUUUUCCACAAUGGCGCGAUCUGGGCGAGACAACCGGAAGCUUCUUUGUGGUAUGGCUGUGGGCCUGAUUGUGGCCUUCUUCAUCCUCUCCUACCUCCUGUCGAGGGCAAGGACGUGAGCCGAUGGGAGCUGGCUUCUGUGGGUGCCUGGGGCAACCAGGAUCUUCCUCUGUCUGGUGUUUUGGGCUCCAGAGAACUUGUUUUCAAAAUACUCCUUUGAAAUGAGGAUCAUGGCUUAGGAAUGUUUUUUCUGCGUGGUUGGGAGCCUCUAACCCAGUGAGCUCUUGUUAGCUGGUUCUAUGUGUGCAAGGGCCCUAUCCCUGUGGGGUAGCCUAGGCCCAGCUCCCUCUGCCACCUUGAGCUCUAGAAGCCCCAGCAGUGUUGGGUCCAAGCAGAGCAUCUGGGAAUCCUGGACGCGGCCGCCUGUGAGCAGCAGUCCUUCCCUCGGCCCUCGAGGUUCUGAGCGUCUCAAGGCUUCUCUGCGCUGUCUUGGUCUGGAUGAGGCUGUGUCUGAUGUUUGAGCUGCCUGGAGCUGACAGAGGAAGGGGGUGUGGCUGUGAAGCUCAAAUCACUGCUGUCACCUCCAACUGAGUGUCCUCAGCCCGGAGACUGCAGUUUCUCUGGCCAGGGCUGCUGGUCAUCCAUGACCCAGAGAGAUUCAAAGGUCCUGCUGAGUGGCCUCUUCCUGCCCUCCAAUCCCACGACUGAAACCAGAUCCUCAGGGAUGGGCAGGGGGAUGUGGAUGGAGGAAGGAACUGCCGCGUUGGCUGAAGACUUGGGGUCCAAAUCCUGGCAAUUUCCCAGCCACGUAUCCAGGAGCAGAAGCUAAUGUUUUCAUGGGAUUCAGGAUCUGCCCAGCACCAGAGACCUGCUUCCAGGAGACUAGACCUCUAGAGACAUGUCCAUCUGACGCUUCAGAGUCAGGCCCGGUGUGAGGCGGGGCUUUUGUCGGUGUACGCGGGAGGUUUCUGGAUAAUGACUUUUCUUAGGAACUGUAGGUCACUUUUUGAGGGUUUGUGGGCAGUUUCCACUAAGCUAACCCUAACCCUGCAAUGUCUGCCCACCUCUCCCUGGGCCCUCAGUGUCCACUUGGUCAGUCCCCUGCUCCUAUGGACUGAACUAACAGGCCCAGCCAAACCAGUGGCUUCUUUGUACCUCCCUGUGAGUCCCCGGUGUCCUUGUCUUCCCAUAAAAAACACUUG